This is a messenger RNA of Hevea brasiliensis (rubber tree), 2016 nucleotides long. RefSeq names its product magnesium transporter MRS2-1. Gene Ontology annotation, biological process: magnesium ion transport; transmembrane transport. The transcript is spliced from 7 exons. Gene Ontology annotation, cellular component: membrane. NCBI's taxonomy places the organism in Eukaryota, Viridiplantae, Streptophyta, Magnoliopsida, Malpighiales, Euphorbiaceae. The record is from RefSeq and is a predicted model, not a curated record. Bases 381 to 1892 code for a protein of 503 amino acids. Gene Ontology annotation, molecular function: magnesium ion transmembrane transporter activity.
CGCGCUGCUCUUAUAAUUUUUAAAUAUUAAAAUAUUAUUAAUUUAAAUAUCAUAUUCCAAAAAUAAUCAUCAAUAUUUGAUUAAAUUCUUUCUCCCUUUUCACUUCUCAGCCAAUCAUUUGAAAAUUUCUCUACGCUGCACCGCUCCAAUUUCUCUUACAGCUACAGUUUUGCUUAAUCGGCCAAAGAACUUUGACUGCUGUUAUUCGAUUUCCCAUUUUGCUGCUGCUUCUUCUCGGAAGGACCCACCCUGAUUUCUUCAUCAGAAUUGGAGUUAAGCGCAGGUUUUUGACACUAUGGUGUGUUAAUGCUGAGUUUGAUAAGUAUUAUGGUAUGCUAAUUUUCAGAAUGCGUUAAUUCUCUUCAUGAGAGCCCUAGUAGAUGAAUCCCUUUUGCACCAUAUAUAUUAUUGUUUAUGCUAAUAGUAUUGUUUGCAUUAUGCGUGUCAGCAAUUGGAGAUUCUUGUUAUUAAUGGCGGAUCUCAAAGAGCGCCUGCUUCCACCAAAACCUGCGUCUGCUAUAAAUCUAAGAGAUGCUUCUUACCCACCAAAUCCUGCGUCUGCUAUAAAUCUAAGAGAUGCAUCUUACCCACCAAAACCUGCGUCUGCUAUAAAUCUAAGAGAUGCUUCUUAUAGAGCAUCUGCCUCUGGACGCCAACCUUUUCAAGCUGUUGAUGUUUUGGGUUUGAAGAAGCGUGGCCAAGGACUGCGGUCUUGGAUUCGUGUUGAUUCUUUUGGGAACUCUCAGGUUAUUGAGGUUGACAAGUUCACUAUGAUGCGUCGUUGUGAUCUACCUGCUCGUGAUCUACGUUUGCUUGAUCCUCUGUUUGUUUACCCUUCAACAAUUCUUGGUAGAGAGAAGGCCAUAGUUGUAAAUUUGGAGCAGAUUCGAUGUAUUAUUACGGCUGACGAGGUUCUGCUACUGAAUUCCCUUGAUAGUUAUGUAUUGCAGUAUGUGGUGGAGCUACAAAGGCGGUUGCAAACAGCUGGAGUAGGGGAGGUUUGGCAGUCAGAAGGUGCUGACUUGAAUAGAAGGAGAAGUAGGAAUUUUGACUAUGUCUAUGGGAACCCAUCCCCUGAUUAUUUGCCCUUCGAAUUUAGGGCUCUUGAAGUUGCUUUGGAAGCUGCCUGUACUUUCCUUGACUCUCAGGCAGCAGAACUAGAAAUUGAAGCAUACCCAUUACUAGAUGAACUGACAUCGAAGAUCAGUACAUUAAACUUGGAACGUGUGCGCCGAUUGAAGAGCAGACUCGUUGCCUUGACCCGGAGAGUUCAGAAGGUUAGGGAUGAGAUAGAGCAGCUCAUGGAUGAUGAUGGAGAUAUGGCUGAAAUGUACCUUACUGAAAAGAAAGGGCGGAUGGAGUCAUCAUUCUAUGGUGAUCAGUCUUUGAUGGGAUUUAGAUCAAAUGAUGGUGGCCUAUCUGCUUCUGCCCCAGUUUCUCCUGUUUCCUCACCCCCCGAGUCCCGGAGGCUUGAGAAAAGCUUGAGCAUUGCAAGGAGUCGGCAUGAGAGCAUGAGGAGUUCAGAAAGUGCUACAGAGAGUAUAGAACAAUUGGAGAUGUUGCUGGAGGCAUACUUUGUUGUCAUUGAUAGCACCCUAAACAAGUUGACAUCGUUGAAGGAGUAUAUUGACGACACAGAGGAUUUCAUCAACAUACAGCUGGAUAAUGUCCGAAACCAACUCAUCCAGUUCGAGCUUCUACUCACAACAGCAACCUUUGUUGUAGCCAUCUUUGGAGUAGUAGCAGGUAUCUUUGGCAUGAAUUUUGCUAUACCAAUGUUUGAUGACCCAGGCGCAUUUAAGUGGGUCCUUGUUAUUACUGGAGUAACUGGAAUCACCAUUUUUUGUGCAUUUGUAUGGUUCUUCAAGUACAGAAGACUUAUGCCGCUGUAGAUUUAUUAGGAAAUUGCAAGUAGACGUGAAGAUUAUACUUAACCAAUUGCUUCUAUUAAUUGCUUCUGUACUCUUAUAUGAAAUGAAAGCUAUAUAAUGCAAAGGUGACUCUUUGUUAGGUCAA